This is a messenger RNA of Saprolegnia parasitica CBS 223.65, 630 nucleotides long. RefSeq lists its product as hypothetical. NCBI's taxonomy places the organism in Eukaryota, Oomycota, Saprolegniomycetes, Saprolegniales, Saprolegniaceae. The record is from RefSeq and is a predicted model, not a curated record. The coding region runs from base 37 to 624 and encodes 195 amino acids. The transcript has a single exon.
GGCUGCCGUCGUCGAUCACAGAGAUACCCGACGACGAUGCGUGCGCUUCGUCCCACGUGUCUUGCCCUGCUCGCGGCGCUCCACUCACUGCUCGCGGACGACCAGGCCAACUGGUGUGCCGGGUUUGACGAAGUCGUCUUGACCAUCGACGGUCCGUCGCCUGCGUCCCGCGUCGGGGGCAGUCGUCUCUCGCCCAACAUGACCUUCAACAGCAGCGUCCUCGAAGAUGCCUAUGCGUUCUACCAAGUGUGUGUUGCCCGCCAUACGCACGAGCACGCGAUCGAGGUCGACGUCGUCGCCGUCACAGGCGACACGACGCUCUUCUUAUCGGCCGAGAACCCACUGCCGCAGCGCGGCCACUCGUCGUGGAUUGCACAACAGCGCGGCAACGACCACGUGUCGCUGCCAACGUACUUGCCCGAAUUUGCCCGCGACGGCCCCCGUAUGGCACUGUACAUUGGCGUGCUCGGCGUCGCGCCAGGGGCGUCCAACUUUACGCUCACAGUCGCCAUCAAGGACUUGCCCGAGAACUCGGACAUUCGAUUGCGGCAAGAGUACUACGACAAAUCGCGCCGGUCGCUGCUCGAGACACGACGUCUCCGCCGUGCGCCUAGCAUGCCCUAAAAAUGU